AUUUGUCAAGCUGACGUCAAUAAAGUAAACGUCAAAAUGAUUUCCGAGUACAGGGGAGAUUUUAAUAGAUAAAUAGUUUUUUAAAUCGUUCCUUAUAAUAAUGGUGCCUUAAAAUAAAUAUUUUGUUAUCAUGGAAAGCAAUACCAAGGAAUUUACAUUGCCACCGGCACCGCGGGGCUUGUGUUUUGACCGAAAUGAUUUCGUCAAGACGAGUUUUUCAGUGGAUAGUUUCCUCGCAGAUCAUCACAAUGUGGCGUCAUUGGAGACAAUGCGCGAUGACCUGGGUGUCUAUCUCAAAGUCCUUAGAUUGGCCAUGAUAGAACUCAUUAACAAGGACUAUGCGAAUUUUGUGAACCUUUGUGCAACACUGAUAGGCUUUGAUAAGGCUCUGGUGAAAGUGCAGGUGCCAUUGAGCCAACUGAAUGAUGAAGUUUCAAAUGUAAAACAAUGCCUGGAAGAUGCUAUGAAAGAGUUGAUGCUAUGGCUGAAUCAGAGACAUGCCCUAAUUAAGAAAAAACAUCUCUUAAAAUGUUACAGUCAAAGUAUGAACUGUCUGAAUACUUUGGAAAAUAUAUUGAGUGACAUUUCAGAUAAAAGAAAAGCAGAGAAAGUCAUCAUAGCGGACAGAGCUGUGAUGCAAUACAAUCAACUAAAAUUUUCAAUAUCAAAAUGUGAUAAUCUUAUCAGACCUGAGCAAAAGAAACAAUUUAACGAAGUUGGAGGGAAACUAGUGCAGAUGCUAAACGAACUGCUCUUUCAGUUUUGGGAUGAUAAUAAUGAAGAGUACCUAUUAAAAACAUUACUGACAUUAACAAUGUUGGAUAGAGUUUCUGAAACUGAGAUGCUAAUAAGAAAACAGGCAGUAGCUCCCUUACUUCAAAAUAUUAUAAAUGAACCAGCUUUACAAAAAAAUAAAGAAGGUCUCCAAGGGAUCUAUAAGAAUAUUCUGUCUUUACUAGACACUAAACUGAAACUGCUUGUUUCAGUCACCCAACAUUCCAAGAUGACAUUUCUUACAAAUAAAUAUAGGUUUUUAGUAAACUGUUUCUGGUGUGAGGUUGAAAACCGUCUUGAGGUGAAUCUAGCAUCAAUAUUCGCUCCUGGCAACCCACAAUUAUUUUAUAGAAGGUAUAGUGAAAGUAUGCAUUUUGUUACAAAAUUGGAAGAAUAUUGUGACUCACAGGAAACUGUUAAAUUAUUACAUGAAACACCAGAAUAUAAGAGCUUUCUGCGGAGAUGGAACUUGCCAGUAUAUUUUCAAAUUAGGUUUCAAGAAAUAGCAGGUGGCUUUGAAGCAUCACUCAAAUCCAGUUCUACAUUGGAAAGUAAUGAAGGUUUUAUUUUACUAGAAACUUACAAGUGCUGGAAAGCUCUUCAGGACUGCUGGUCUGAUGGUAUUUAUAUUGAAGCUUUGGUUCACAAGUUCUGGAAGUUGUCAUUGCAAUUAAUAUCUAGAUAUUCUAUGUGGAUCUCAAGUAUUUGUUCACAGAAAUCCAGUCAAAAUACAGAAACAACAGCUAUAAAUCAAAAACUUGUUGAUAGCAGCAUAAAUCUAUAUAUUGACAGUAGAACAUUGUUGGAGAAAUUGCCAAACUUUAUAGAACAUAUUGAAAAUAAAGUUCACAGCAAUAAAAGUAAAGAACUACUGAAACAAAGUUUAAAACCCACAGAGGAACUUUUACAAGGAACAAAAUCUAAAAUAUGUGAAUGCAUUGUUAAUGAACUAUUUCAGUAUUUUAAUGUACAGCUUAAGCAAGUCAGUGAUAUACCCAGAUUGUACAGAAAAACAAAUAGGAGCAUACCUACCAAACCAUGCACCUACAUUGAUGUAAUUGCCAAAACAUUGAAUGAAUUCAAUGAAAAUACUUCUAAGAAAGUAGACCAGACAUUUCUAAGUGAACUUUACAAUUCAUUAUUUAAUGUUAUGACUGUAUUGUAUUAUAAAUAUGUUGAAGAUGUAUUGGUUUCUGUACAUAGAACUGAAGAGUCAUUGAGAAGAUUGAAACAAAUUAGAGACAUGGGUACUCAACCAAGUAGUGACAGUACUGGCAUCACUGAUGGAGACAAAAUUAGGUUGCAGCUGAACGUGGAUGUAGUCUCCUAUAGCAGUUUGGCACAACACCUUCUUGUUAAUGUAAAUAGUGUGCACAAGCUAACAGAGUUGUCAUCCAUGGUUACAGAAGCUGUAAAACAUAUAGAUAUUAAAUGAUAUGCCCUGUUAUAUA
This is a messenger RNA of Bicyclus anynana (squinting bush brown), 2225 nucleotides long. It is a transcript of the gene Cog2, whose product is annotated as conserved oligomeric Golgi complex subunit 2. The transcript has 6 exons. The record is from RefSeq and is a predicted model, not a curated record. Gene Ontology annotation, cellular component: COG complex; membrane. The coding region runs from base 131 to 2209 and encodes 692 amino acids. Lineage: Eukaryota; Metazoa; Arthropoda; Insecta; Lepidoptera; Nymphalidae. Gene Ontology annotation, biological process: protein transport; Golgi organization; intra-Golgi vesicle-mediated transport.